Messenger RNA from Lolium perenne, 468 nucleotides. Lineage: Eukaryota; Viridiplantae; Streptophyta; Magnoliopsida; Poales; Poaceae. The record is from RefSeq and is a predicted model, not a curated record.
AUGCUUACGAGUGAGGAGGGCGGCAGCGGGGACGGGCUCGGGAGGAGGGUGGCAGCGGCGCAGGUGGCUGGCGGCGGCCGGGGAGGAGGGCUGCCGGGGAGGGGGGCGCCGGGGAGGGGGCUGCCGGGAGGGGGCUGCCGGGGACGGGGCGCGGGGACGGAGGCGGCCGGGGACGGGGACGGAGGCGGCCGGGGAGGAGGGCUGCCGGGGGACGGGGCGCCGGGGACGGGGGCGCCGGGCAGGUGGGUGGCGGCGCGGCGCGUGGGGAGAGGGCGUGCGGCUGGCGGCGGCGCAGUGGUCGCGGCGGCGCAGGCGGUGGCUGGCGGCGGCGAGGGGGCUGGUGGUGGCGCGAGCGGUGGGCUGGCGGCGGCGCAGGGAGUGGCGCGAGCGGUGGCUGGUGGGGGCGGGGAGUGGCGGCGUGCGUCCGAGCCGGACUCGGUCCGGCUCGGUCACAUAGGGCAGCCCUAG